AUGAACUUCUUGAAAGGAUCUCGUCUUACCGUCCGCAUCGGCCCGAGGGCCACUCGGUGUUUCUCAGCCACAGCUAUCCGACCACUGGCAACACCUACGGGCCGCUACCCACCCAACGAUACGCGUAACACAAAUGACCCCGUGGACGACAUUGACCUUGUGUUUGACUACCCAUCUGAAAACCAGACCAGCCAUCAAAAGGAAAGGCUGGAGACCUCUGGCCUCGACUACCGCUCGGCCAUGCCUCACCCGCCCAAGCCUAGCCUGGGUCAACAGACUCCUGGCACUGGGCAGAUGGGUGAAGGGAUUGGUGCUACAGAUAGCAACGUCAAGUACAUCGGUCUUGGUGCCAUUGGCUUGGGCGGCCUUUACAUGAUGAUGCGGCGUCCCCCCCAGAAAAAGAGCUCCCAGGCCCAGGGCAGCAACAUGACCCAGCCUGGCGACAUCGCUGCGCAGAAGCCGGCCGGUAGCGAAGUAGAGAAGAUGCUUGGACGAGGGAGGUAA
This is a messenger RNA of Dichotomopilus funicola, 504 nucleotides long. RefSeq lists its product as uncharacterized. Lineage: Eukaryota; Fungi; Ascomycota; Sordariomycetes; Sordariales; Chaetomiaceae. Bases 1 to 504 code for a protein of 167 amino acids. The transcript has 2 exons. The record is from RefSeq and is a predicted model, not a curated record.